CUGUUUCAUCGGUUGAUGGUGAGAGCAGUCCGAUGGAUAGGUGAUAGAAAUGGAGAACCAGUCAAUCUUUACCAUCGUCACAUCAGUCUAAUGGUUGAUGAAGAGCAUCAUGCCUUAAUAGAGAUGUUACCACGUCAUGAAACAACUAUCAAGGUCACUGUAUUCCGAGGAGCGGUUGCUGGUUCUGAUCAUGAUGGGGAUAGUCAUAAACCUCCAGCUCCAAGUGCUGUCAAAGAGGUGAUGGACUUUGUAACGGAAACCCAUGAUAGCCUUAGGCAGCAAUAUGCUAGGAGGAUCGAGUAUGAUGUCCGCUUCAUGUGCCCGAGCCCGAACUGCAGUGAGAAGAAACCGCUUAAAGACUGCUUCAAGGGAAAGUCACUGAAGUGUGGACUACAUCACAUCUCUACGGCUGCAAUCAAGUUCAAGUUUGGUAUGAGUGAGGAAGGAGUGGAGUCAGGGAACAAGAGUCCAGUGAACCCUUGCAAGGAAAGUGAGGUACUGUGCCCCCUUUACUUCAGUCAUCUUGCAGAGCUGAUAGGAUCAGAUUGGCGUCUGCUUGGAAUCAGACUAGAAUUAAACCCAGCAGAUAUUGACCACAUCACAGAGGACAACCUAACAGCAGUGUAUCGCAUCCUUGCUAUGCUACAACUAUGGAGGCAACGAUCGUCAUGUACCGAUAAGAGUAAGGUGGAGAAGCUUUGAGUGGCCUUGAGUAGCUGUAGCAUGACGGAUCUUGCAGAGAAAGUCAGAAUAGACGCCGGAAUCUGCUAAAUUUCACAUCAAUUGGACAUUGUAAUAACGGACAGCUAGAGAACUCCUUGAGUUUUGCCCUAUAGUUUCUUCAGAGAAGCUACUCAAUAUGGCAGCAAGGGAUAUCGAGUAGGCAGGCCUAUUAUCACUUUAAUAGUGUUUCCUUCAAGUAUUGGUGACAAUUCAUUGCAUGAAUAUACCUGGGACUAAAACUGAUAUGAAGGUGCCUUCUGCACUGCAUGACUGAACUCAUGUACAGUUUGUCAUGGUAUAGUGGUACAAUCCAAGGGCCUGGGAGGUU
Messenger RNA from Strongylocentrotus purpuratus (purple sea urchin), 1051 nucleotides. RefSeq lists its product as uncharacterized. Gene Ontology annotation, biological process: netrin-activated signaling pathway. Gene Ontology annotation, molecular function: protein binding; netrin receptor activity. NCBI's taxonomy places the organism in Eukaryota, Metazoa, Echinodermata, Echinoidea, Camarodonta, Strongylocentrotidae. Gene Ontology annotation, cellular component: membrane. The coding region runs from base 16 to 702 and encodes 228 amino acids. The transcript has 5 exons. The record is from RefSeq and is a predicted model, not a curated record.